AUGCGUUCUGUCGUUCUUUUUCGUGUGGCCUUUGGCCUGUUGGCCGUUGACUUUGUGACUGCGAGCCCUUGCAAGCCGAUCUCAAUCGCAACUUCAUCCGCUGCAACUUCAGAUGUGCCUACUGAGACAUCAUUGGUCUCAUCAAUUGAAUCCGCAACAACGAUCGAUACUGCAACGUCGGUUGCGUCUGUCACUUCCGCUGCUGCUUCUGAUUCAUCGGUCGAGACAAGUGAGACAUCACUCGCCCUAGAAACCUCAGCAACCUCCAAUACCAUCGAGGUCAUCACCACCACGGCUGCCUCAACGACUGAAACGACAUCAGCUCAGCCCGUGCCCACUUUCACCGUCCUUGCUACCGGCCAGGGUCCCAUGGCAGGCAGAGGUCUACAAACGUACCCGUACGACAACGCCAUGGUUGCUUUUGAUGCCCCUCCUGGCGGCAAUCCCGCUUUGAACGCACAAGUACUGCCUUUCACUAUCGACUCGCAAGGUAGACUUGUCGAUGGAAAAGACUUUUUCCUCUGUGGAUACUACAGUCCGUCGAAUUUCUUGCUCGAUGCUCCUGCCGUUGUGACAACCUGUCAAGAAGAGACACCGCUGCAGCGAGUCUUCCUGAACUGCAGGCUGAAUGCUGAACUCAAGGUCCAGUGUUCAAUCCCGGCCGUCAAGUGCGUGUCUACAGGCGAUGCUCCGUGGGACUUUCCAGCUUGUUCGGCGGCGGCUGGUACUUGGAGUGUGUUUUCCACAGCUAUCAAGGGUCCUGGCCAUGUCCUCCACAUUGGAAAUGACAAUAGUCCUGAUUGGUAUGACCGCCUUGACCUAAGUGCUCAGAAGGUGUAA
Fusarium poae is the source of this 840-nucleotide messenger RNA. RefSeq lists its product as uncharacterized. The coding region runs from base 1 to 840 and encodes 279 amino acids. Lineage: Eukaryota; Fungi; Ascomycota; Sordariomycetes; Hypocreales; Nectriaceae. The transcript has 2 exons. The record is from RefSeq and is a predicted model, not a curated record.